Oldenlandia corymbosa var. corymbosa is the source of this 882-nucleotide messenger RNA. Lineage: Eukaryota; Viridiplantae; Streptophyta; Magnoliopsida; Gentianales; Rubiaceae. The record is from the annotation of a GenBank genome assembly.
AUGUUGAGAAGGCAAGUGAGAUUGAGGAGGGAGUUUCUUUAUCGGAAAAAUUUGGAGGGCAAAGAGCGUAUGCUGUACGAGAAGAAGCGCAAAAUCAAACAAGCUUUAGAAGAGGGGAAACCAAUUCCGACGGAGCUCAGGAAUGAAGAGAAAGCUCUUCGUGAAGAAAUUGACCUCGAAGAUGAUUACACAGCUGUCCCAAAAUCGACAAUUGACGAUGAAUAUGCAAAUGCCACUAUAACAGACCCAAAAAUUUUGAUUACAACAUCACGUGAUCCUAGUGCUCCUCUUACACAAUUUGUCAAGGAGCUGAACUUGGUCUUCCCCAGUGCACAAAGAAUGAAUCGUGGUGGUCAGGUGAUUUCUGAAAUAAUAGAAACCUGCCGGUCUCAUGAGUUCACGGAUGUAAUUUUGGUCCACGAGCACCGUGGUGUUCCUGAUGGCCUUGUUAUAAGCCAUCUGCCUUUUGGACCAACAGCUUACUUUGGAUUACUCAAUGUGGUCACAAGACACGAUAUUAAGGAUAAGGCAGCUAUUGGAACAAUGUCCCAGGCAUAUCCACAUUUGAUUCUUCACAACUUCUCUUCUAAGAUUGGUGUAAGGACAGCUAAUAUCUUAAAGCAUCUAUUCCCAGUUCCCAAGCCAGACACAAAGCGGAUUAUCACUUUUGCGAAUGAGUCCGAUUAUAUCUCCUUCAGGCAUCAUGUCUAUGAGAAACGUGGAGGCCCCAAGUCCCUUGAACUGAAAGAGAUUGGCCCUCGCUUUGAGUUGAGACUUUACCAGAUCAAGUUAGGAACGGUGGAUCAAGACGAAGCCCAAACUGAAUGGGUUCUGAGACCAUACAUGAACACUUCCAAAAAGAGGAAAAUCCUCGGAGACUGA